This is a messenger RNA of Daucus carota subsp. sativus, 3805 nucleotides long. RefSeq lists its product as uncharacterized. Bases 210 to 3335 code for a protein of 1041 amino acids. NCBI's taxonomy places the organism in Eukaryota, Viridiplantae, Streptophyta, Magnoliopsida, Apiales, Apiaceae. The transcript is spliced from 14 exons. The record is from RefSeq and is a predicted model, not a curated record. Gene Ontology annotation, molecular function: glycosyltransferase activity.
AUCUGCUUCACUCCAUAAUUCAUUACUCUCACACUUCUCAACACUCUCAUUAAACCAUCUUUCAUUUAUCUAUUCAAAUCGAACCAAAAAUUAAACAAUUCUUCACCUAUACACACAGCUUCUGUGUGUAUAUCUCUGCCUCUGCCGGCGAUUCAAUUACUGUUUUAUCAAUGUGUGCACUGUCUUUCUAGAAUCUUCUAUUGCCGAUCAUGAUUCGCAGCACGGUGAGUCCCGAGAUCGUCUCCUCCAGCGACGACAAUGCCGCCGCCGGCGUGCUUGGGUUCCGAUCAAUUCGCGAUCGCUUCCGCUUUAAACGGAACUCCACCGACAGAGCUAAUACUGUCACCGACCGCAAAACGACGCCGUCUUCGUCGUUGCCGGAUCGGCGCCGAUCUCAUCAGCGAUCCGUGUUGCGGAAGUUCCUCUUGUUUCCGUUCCGGUGCCGGUCUCUGUUGUAUUGCUCUGUUUUGUUUGCGGUGUUCGUAUUUGCGCUGGCGUCGUUGAUGCUGCAGACGUCGAUUAUGACGGUGUUUGGGCAGGGGAAUGAGAGAGGGAGAGCGGUGAGGAGAAGUUUGAAGUUUGGGAGUUCGUUGGAGUUUGUUCCUUGGCGAAUUCAGAAGAGGAUUGAGAUUGCAGGGGGAGUUGAGCGGUUGAGAUAUCAGCCUAGGGUUGUUGUUAGGCCGCCUACUCUUGGGAUUAUCUUAGGACACAUGAAGAGUGAUUCCUCAACGCUGAUGCUGUUUACUGUGUUGAAGAACUUACAAGGACUUGGGUAUAUGUUGAAGAUAUACGCAACUGAGGAUGGUGAAGCACGGCCUAUGUGGGAUAAGAUUGGAAUUCAAGUCUUAGUGUUAGGUCCCCAGAAUUAUGGCCAUAUUGAUUGGACAAGGUUUGAAGGUAUUAUUGUGGAUUCUCUUGAAGCAAACAUUUCAAGCCUUAUGCAGGAGCCCUUUUGCUCUGUGCCACUUGUAUGGAUAGUUCAAGAUGCAACUCUGGCAAAUCGGCUUUCUGUGUAUGAGGAAAAGGGGUGGGAUCAUCUUAUUUCAUACUGGAAGAAUGCCUUUAGUAGAGCUGAUGUAGUUCUGUUUCCAGACUUCUCACUGCCGAUGUUAUAUAGUGUGCUUGAUACCGGAAACUUCUUUGUGAUUCCUGGCGCACCAGUAGAUGUGUGGGCAGCAGAAAGCUAUAGUAGAACACACUCCAAAUCUCAGUUACGCCAGGGCAAAGGAUAUAGUGAAGAAGAUAUGCUGGUUCUAAUUGUUGGAAGUUCAUUUUUCUACAAAGAGCUGUCAUGGGAUUAUGCUGUGUCUAUGCAUACUAUUGGGCCUUUGCUAUCAAAAUAUGCAAGAGUUCAAGAUAACGGAGUUUCAUUUAAGUUUAUAUUCUUGUGUGGAAACUCCAGCGAUGGAUAUAAUGAUGCUUUACAGGACAUUGCUAGUCACAUGGGACUUCGUCCUGGAUCCGUCAGGCACUAUGGGCUAGAUGAUGACGUAAAUGGCCUUUUAUUAAUGGCUGAUAUUGUUCUCUAUGGUUCUUCUCAAGAUGAGCAAGGUUUUCCGCCGCUACUUACACGAGCCAUGUCAUUCGGAAUCCCUGUGGUUGCACCUGAUUAUCCUGUCAUAAAAAAAUAUGUAAAUGAUGGAGUUCAUGCAAUGAUUUUUGCCAAGCAUAAGCCGGAUGCAAUAGUGACAUCUUUCUCCCUUCUAAUAUCAAAUGGGAAACUUUCUAAGUAUGCUCAUGCCGUUGCUUCCUCUGGAAGGUUGGUUGCUAGGAAUAUGCUAGCAUCAGAAUGCAUUAUUAGAUUCGCAAAGCUUUUGGAGAAUGUUCUUGCUUUCCCGUCAGAUACUCGGCUGCCUGAUCAAGUUUCUCAGCUUAAACAGGGCGCCUGGGAGUGGAAUAUGUUUCAAAAGGGAAUAGAAGAAAGUUCUGGCGAGAAAAUAGAUCUAGACUCGAAGAGCGGUUAUACGACAAAUUCUGGUGUUUUGUUCAACCUCGAGGAAGAAAUGACCGGACAUUUUUCUGGAAAGAAUUUUUCUGUUGAUGAAGCUGAUAUUGUAGGUGACGAUGUUCUAAGUCAGUUAGAUUGGGAUAUUUUGACAGAAAUUGAGAACUCUGAAGAAGUUCAGAGACUAGAAUCGGAAGAGAUGGAGGAAAGAUUGGAGAAACAGUAUGGUGUAUGGGAUGAACUGUAUCGUAAUGUUCGUAGAGCGGAAAAGGUGAAGGUCAAUGAAAGGGAUGAAGGUGAGCUAGAAAGAACUGGUCAGCCUGUAUGCAUUUAUGAGAUCUACGAUGGAGUUGGGGCAUGGCCAUUUUUGCACCAUGGUUCUCUGUACCGUGGAUUAAGUCUUUCCACAAGAACUCGAAGAUCGAGAUCAGAUGAUGUGGAUGCAGUUAGCCGGCUUCCCCUCUUGAAUGACACAUUUUAUCGGGAUAUUCUUUGUGAGAUUGGAGGCAUGUUUGCCAUUGCCAAUAGUGUGGAUAAUAUUCAUAGGAGGCCUUGGAUUGGAUAUCAGUCAUGGCGUGCCUCUGCUAUGAAGGCCUCCCUAUCUUCUGAUGCUGAAAAGGCUCUCGAAGAAACAAUAAAAAUGAAUCCUAAGGGAGAUAUCAUAUAUUUUUGGGCACGGAUGGACAUAAAUGAUGGACUUACAGGAAGCAAUGCUAUGCUUACUUUUUGGUCCAUGUGUGAUGCAUUAAAUGGAGGAAACUGCAGAACUGCCUUUGAUGAUGCAUUUCGGCGGAUGUAUGCAUUGCCAUCACAUGUUGAAGCCCUUCCACCUAUGCCAGAAGAUGGUGGGUACUGGUCUGCCUUGCACAGCUGGGUUAUGCCUACCCCUUCAUUUGUGGAGUUCGUAAUGUUUUCCAGGAUGUUUGCUGAUUCACUUGAUAUAUCAAACAAUAUUUCUAGCAAAACCAGCCGAUGUUUUCUGGGGGUCUCAGUGGUUGAGAAAAAGCAUUGCUACUGCCGUGUAUUGGAAAUCUUGGUCAAUGUCUGGGCUUAUCACAGUGGUAGGAUAAUGGCGUACAUCAAUCCAGAAACCGGUUUGUUGGCAGAACAACACCCUGUUGAACAAAGAAAACCAUUUAUGUGGGCAAAGUACUUCAAUGUCACUCUAUUGAAAAGCAUGGACGAAGACCUGGCCGAGGCUGCAGAUGAUGGGGACCAUCCAAGCAAGAUGUGGUUAUGGCCAUUAACAGGGGAAGUUUAUUGGCAAGGUGUAUAUGAAAGAGAGAGGGAAGAAAGAUAUAGAUUAAAGAUGGACAAGAAAAGAAAAACAAAAGAGAAACUUAUAGAGAGAAUGAAAUAUGGUUACAAGCAGAAGUCUCUUGGAGGGUAGGAUUAAAUGAAGCUUGAUUCCUACAAUUCGGGUACAGUUGUGUACACUCGAGAUGACUUGGCAAGUUGACUCUUACUGAUAAACAGGUUGUUCAUUCUUUCUGAUGACAUUGACACACCUAUACUGAUUGGAGUCCUGACAAUAUGUUUCUGAAAGUUGUGGUUAAUACAACGCAUAAUCUGAUUGAACGGAAAUGGAGGGAAAAAUGAGUCAGCUGGCAGUUCCUUGCUAGAUUAUCAUAGCCCUUAUACUACAUUUUUUGAAGCGGCCAGAAAGGAUAGAGUUGAGUGGUGCUCCUUGCAAGGUUUUUUAGUGCCAAAUUUUUUGGUAGAUGCAAUUAACACUUAGAAUUGUAUUCUCAAUCCUGUGUAUAUUACACAAUAAUAGAAUAAUAGAUGCAGCUUUUGGUGACCGUCAUACCGAGAUCUGGGUCUUUUUACAUAUUCUCUACAGAUUUCUUUGCCAAGCAA